AUGGUUUAUGCCCACAAGACCGCCGUGAUUCAUAGUAACCGCACAUUAGUUCACGAGACACUUACUGAUCGCAUUUUGCAUCUUGUCAAUGUAUUUAUCCAAGAUUGUAACUUAAAACCAGAUGAUAGUGUUGCACUUCUGUGUGAGAGUACACUUGCCUCUCCAAAAACGCAUUUUGCAGCGCCUGCAACAGGUGCUAUUCUUGUGCCAAUGAAUAUACAGUUGUUGGGCUCAGAGAUCGAAUACAUUGUCAACCAUUCUGGUGUUUCCGACUUUGUGUCAAACGUUUCUUCCAAUGUGGUUAAAAAACUCAAGGGAUAUAUCCAAGUGGCAAACACCCAUGAAGUACGCGUGUUCGACAAAGAGACAUCCAAUGAUGUGACACCAAGUGGAGAGCUCAUUGGUGAAGUGUGUUUUUCUGGCAGCUGUAUCAUGCUAGGGUACUAUAACAAUCCACAGGAGACAGCAAAAGUACUCAAAGACGGCGUCUUUUGGAGUGGCGAUAUGGCAGGAAGAUAUCUAUAUGGCGCCAUCAAGAUUGUCGAUCGAUCCAAAGACCUGAUAAUAUCGAAGCGGUGA
Zychaea mexicana is the source of this 579-nucleotide messenger RNA. RefSeq lists its product as uncharacterized. The transcript is spliced from 2 exons. Bases 1 to 579 code for a protein of 192 amino acids. NCBI's taxonomy places the organism in Eukaryota, Fungi, Mucoromycota, Mucoromycetes, Mucorales, Lichtheimiaceae. The record is from RefSeq and is a predicted model, not a curated record.